Molecule: messenger RNA, 2989 nt
Organism: Nicotiana tabacum (common tobacco)
Lineage: Eukaryota; Viridiplantae; Streptophyta; Magnoliopsida; Solanales; Solanaceae
Product: phototropic-responsive NPH3 family protein NPY3
Molecular function (GO): protein binding
Source: RefSeq, a predicted model, not a curated record
AUCUUAUUGCUAUAACUAUUAACAAUACGGGUAAAAGAAAGUGUUGUUUAAUUGGGAAAGAGUUAGGCAACAAGAAAGUGAGUAGAUUGUGUCAGAUUGGCGUGCGUAAUACUGUAGCCAAUACUAAGAGGAGAGAAGAAAGAAUAUAAUUAGAGAUUGGAGGAGGAUGUUUCUUAAUACCUUUAUUUGCUCAAAAAAGAAGGCACCCCCACUUUCCCGUUUCAGCCACUUAAAAAGAAGCUAAAUACAGCUAGCUAUUCUGUAGAGUAAUUAGUACUUAGUAGUUUUCUUGAUUUUCUGUACUGGGAUUUCUGAGAAAUAGUGGUGGUGGGGACGGUGGUGCUGAUUCUUAAGUGUUUGGAAACAUUCUUGAGAUUGGCUUUUUGUGAAUACACGGUGUUGCUUUGGUGGCUGGCAAAGAUUUAGAUUAGAUUAGCGACAACUCAUCUUUUUCAUGGUCCUUCAACUUCAUUGGUGAGAGAGGAGCAUUGAAUAGAGGAAUGUGGAUUCUGGUGUUUGCUUUUUCAGAGAAAGCACGGGAAGUUGUUUAAAUAUUUAUAUAUAUAGAGGAAGGGCGGUGGUAUCAGUGGUGAGCAUGUGGCAUUAACACUGAUUUUGAGAGCUCAAAAUUUGCGGUAUUGAGUCGGUUGGUCAAAUAUCUUGGACUGGCAUUUUGUGGUUGGUUGUGGUUGAGUUUACAACUAGAAUCAGUAAAGAAGCCAUCUCUCUUCCUUCUUGAAAGCUUGUGAAGUUUGGAAAUAAUAGCACUUUUGGUUUAACCUUCCUUAGCUUUGUCUUCUGAAUUAUUGAAAGUUUAGAACUGAGAAACAGUAGGUAAAUAGAUACUUUAAACACCAAGAUGAAGUUUAUGAAACUUGGAUCCAAGCCUGAUCAGUUUCAGACAGAAGGAGAUAAUAUCAGGUAUGUAGCAACUGAAUUGGCAACUGAUAUGGUCAUCCAUGUUGGAGAUGUAAAAUUUAAUGUCCACAAGUUCCCACUUCUGUCGAAGAGCGGUCGCUUGCAGAAGCUGGCGGCACAUACAAAUGAGGAAAGCAAUGAUGAAAUCAACAUCCACGAUGUACCUGGUGGACCUGCAGCUUUUGAAAUAUGCGCAAAGUUCUGUUAUGGUAUGGCAGUAACUCUGAACGCGUACAAUGUGGUUGCAGCUCGCUGUGCAGCUGAAUAUCUGGAAAUGUAUGAAACUGUAGAGAAGGGUAACCUUAUCUACAAGAUUGAGGUCUUUCUUACUUCUAGCAUCUUCAGGAGCUGGAAAGAUUCAAUCAUUGUUCUCCAAACAACAAAAUCUUUUCUUCCCUGGUCCGAGGAAUUAAAGAUUGUUAGUCAUUGUCUAGACUCUGUAGCAUCUAAAGCUUAUAUUGACACCUCAAAGGUGGACUGGUCGUAUACUUAUAACCGUAAAAAUCUUCCAGCUGAAAAUGGAAGUGAUCCGCUAUGGAAUGGUGUGAAAAUGCAACAGUUUGUUCCAAGAGACUGGUGGGUUGAGGACCUUUGUGAACUUCACAUUGACAUGUAUAAACGGGUUAUAACGACGAUAAAAACUAAGCGGGGAAUGUCUCCAGAAGUAAUAGGUGAAGCAUUGAAAGUGUAUGCCUACCGAAGGCUACCGGGAUUCAGCAAGGGUACACUACCAGGAAGCGAUCCUGUGAAGUAUCGGUGCUUGGUCGAUGCGAUUACUUCUCUGUUGCCGACAGAGAAAAAUAGUGUUUCUUGUAAUUUCUUGAUCAGAUUGUUACAGACUUCUAUUUCUUUGGAAUGCGGAGAAACAGUAAGAAGUGAACUGAAGAGGAGGAUUGGCUUGCAGCUGGACGAGGCAUCAGUAGCUGACCUCCUGCUUCGAGCCCCAGCUAGUGAAGCUACUACAUACGAUAUUGACAUAGUACAUGAGCUUGUUCAACAGUUCCUACUGCAGCAAAGGAGUGGUCAGAGCAAUUAUACUGAAGAUAAUGAAUUUCAGGAGAUGCCCCCUGCAUUUGCAUCAGAUGCUUCCAAGGUUAAGGUGGCAAGGGUGAUUGAUGGAUACCUUGCGGAAGUUUCUCGAGAUCCAAAUCUACCUUUGCCUAAAUUUGUCAAUCUUGCUGAUAUGGUCUCUGGCUUCCCUAGACCUUCCCAUGAUGGAAUUUACCGUGCUAUUGACAUGUACCUUAAGGAACAUCCUGAGAUCACCAAGAGUGAAAGAAAAAGAAUUUGUAAACUAAUGGACUGUCGGAAGCUAUCAGCUGAGGCUUGCAUGCAUGCUGUGCAGAAUGAGCGCCUUCCUUUACGCGUAGUUGUACAAGUGCUGUUCUUCGAGCAAGUGAGAGCAACAACAUCAUCUGGUGGUGGCAGCACUCCUGACCUACAUGGAACGAUUAAGGCUUUGCUUCCAGGGGAAUCCCAUGGUAGCUCAAGAUCUGCUACGACCAACACAGAAGAGGACUGGGAUGCCGUGCCUACAGCUGAGGAGCUUAAAGCUUUGAAAGGGGAGCUUGCUACUCUAAGGUUAAGAGACAAGGAAGGGAGCAAUGAUAGUAAUUUGAAAGACAUGAAACUGAGUGCCGAAAAGGUGGCUGGUGGCAAAACAAAGGGUUUAAUCAUGUCCAAGAAGAUCUUCUCAAAACUGUGGUCCAACAAAGAUAGAGUAAGUGAGAACAGCAGCUCGGAUACAUCAGAAAGCCCGGGAUCUUCCAAUGCUGGGGAAUCAAAAUCCACCCCAUCAAGAAGUAGGAGGCAUUCCCUAUCUUAAUAUUAGUUGCAGAUUAGCCAGUUUCUCAUAUGUUAUGUAAAAGUUUUACCCCCUAUUGUUGCUAGGAUUGGAAGAAGCUAAGUCUGCCACUAACCCUUGAAAAGGAAGAGAGAAUUUCCCCCAAAAAUUUUGAGCAUUUGAAGAAUGUAUUUUGCAAGGAAACUGAAUUGGAUCCUCUAGUUUGAUAGUUUUUUCAUUGUAUUCAAUUGUUCCCCAAGAGAAAUAUAGGUCUCCUCCUUUAUUUAA